AUGCUUAUAUUUAUAUAUGUCUUAGCUAAGUUAUAAACUAUUUUUAUCUUUUGGAGCACUUACAGCUUGCUAAAUAUGGGCGAAAUUGGUUUUAAUUAAAAGCUGUUAACUUUAAUCUUUCUUUACUCAGGCAGAAAAUUUCUUAUUUUGGUUUUAUGUUGGAAUGAUUUAUAAAUGAUAAAUAUAAAGCAUAGGGUCAUUCUAAUUGUUAGUCUUCUUCUUUCCUUUGAAGAAUUUAUGUUUUCCUUAGCUCAAAGCUCAUAAUUUUAAUUUUUAAAAUCUUACUUUAUAUAAGCAAUUAAUGCUAAAGUAUUUCUGAAUUGGCUAAUCUAUUUUAACUAAAUUAUAUUUUUAACAAUGAAUAGUACUAACCAAUAUUAAUAAAUAAUAUUAUAGAAUUGCAUACCAUCUUUACUUGCUACUUUUUAAAUGAUUAAAAUUUAAAUUUAUACAGAAAAUCAAAAAAGCUACUAAUUUAAACUUUUUGAAUAGUUUGAUUACUUUUAAUUCAGAAGCAAAGAUAUUUAAUAGAUAUUGAUUCAUUGGCUAAGAUUAAAUAUUCACUUGAUUUCUUAUAUGAUUUGCUUAUAAAAAAGUUAUUUUCUCUCUGGCUACUUGAUUUAGCUAUUUAUUUUUUUAUUGAUCUUAAAAUACAAAAUUUGGUAAUCGAAUUCAUAAAACAGUGAUUUGGACAGUGCUUUUUUUAUUUUUUUAAACUUAGCAUCUAAUAUAAACUUCGAUUUAAGAAUAGGAUAUACUUAUAAAUUUUAUUAGAAGAACCUAAAUAAAGAUUUCUCAUUUUAUGAUUGGUAAAUAAUAGCUCAAACUAUCCUAAAAGCAUAUGUUUUCAUAGUUUUUUUAAUGAUAAUUUUAAAUUAAAAUCAAUUAGAAUUUUAUUAAGCUAUUUUUCUGGUAGUUUUUUUAAUAGAUAUUUCAUUUUAAAUAAACAUAUUCAAUCGAUUUAUAUUAUAAACAUAUUUCCAUGGUCCUGAGUAUUAUCUAAUAACAAAUAACUAAGAAGAAGAAUAUUUGAUAGAAAACUAAAGAAAUUUAAAGAAUUUAAAAUAUAUUGGAAACUAUAAGUUAACACCUAUCAAUAUAAUUAUUUUACUUUGUUUAUUUUAAUAAUCACAGAUUCUUCAAAAUUUUAUCAAUUUUGAAGAAAGAAUUUUCAUUUAAAAGAAUUAAAAAUCUUAGAAAGUAUAUCUGAAUAGAAAUUUUGAUAUUUCUCAUUUUCAAUAAUUAGCUGAAUCUGAAGAUCUCAAUAUUUUUAUUGAAUAAAUAGACAUGCUCAAUAGAAUUGAUUUUAAAAUAGUUAUAUAAAUAAUCAAAAUAUUUUUAAAUUAAAAUAUAAUUAUUUAAAUACAUUACUAAAGCGACUUUCUAAACUAAAACUUACAAUAAUAAAUUUACAAAAUUAACAAGUUUUAUAAAAUCUAGUUUUUAAGAAUUAUUUAUUUUAUAAAAGCAUUUUAUAGCAAUAUCUGUCCAUUUUUAUUAGUUAAUCCUAAAUUUGUAAUUUAUGAUUUGUAUGACUGA
Molecule: messenger RNA, 1539 nt
Organism: Tetrahymena thermophila SB210
Lineage: Eukaryota; Ciliophora; Oligohymenophorea; Hymenostomatida; Tetrahymenidae
Product: transmembrane protein, putative
Exons: 2
Source: RefSeq, a predicted model, not a curated record